This is a messenger RNA of Closterium sp. NIES-67, 2994 nucleotides long. Lineage: Eukaryota; Viridiplantae; Streptophyta; Zygnematophyceae; Desmidiales; Closteriaceae. The record is from the annotation of a GenBank genome assembly.
UUCUAGUGGAGAGGAAAUGGAUGUGCCUGCCGACUGAAUCACUAACUAGCUCUGUCCGUAGUGCCAACUUACGUACCAUUUUAGGCCUGCUAGCAUCUUCAAGUCAACUCCUUGAGCGUGCCGAUUAUCCUUUUUGCCUGCCAACUUGACAGCUUCCCCAGCGGGUCGCCCUCAUGGUUACACGAUGAAGGUAGUUUCUUCUCCAAGUAUUUCAUGCGAGGCCUCUAGGAAUUUCACAACUUCAGGAAUUCCCUGCCGAUUCGCCGACAUCUAGUGACGUGCUAUUAGACCUCAUUUCGCGUUAUCCACGGAUUCGACGGCGGCUGGGUCCAGGAUUGAGGGAAGGUUUUCUUCAGCGUACUCCCUAAAAUGGGACUUAUCACGGAUCUUCCGAAGUCUCUUAGGUCCGCACGAUCAUGCCUUAAACAGCCAGGGAGAGUAGGGACAUUUUUUUCGCGACACGCAGUAGCGUACGACAAGCUCGGCGACCCCAUUCUUUACAGUCCGACCGCCGUUGAAGACUGCAAAAGCCACGGUGUAGACCGCGUUGACCUCGUUGAUCGCAUCGACCUGGCAGAUCUCCUGCCUCCGUCUAAGAAAGACCCUAAUAACAGUAACAAGUCAGCCUUUAGAGGAUCGUGCAGAAGAUGGAACUACGCGACAGCGUGCCUCCUGCUAGUAGCUCUCAUCAACCAAUAUCUUAGAGUCGCGCAUCAGCCGCUGAUCAAGCAAGACGAUCUUCUAUCCGACAUCAGGAUCGAAACGACACCCGCUAAUCAAGCUGUAUCCGAGGCGUCUCAGAAUCUGGUCAGGCGAAGCGAUUUACUAUCCGACAUUAGAAUCGAAACCAUGGCUGCUAGCGAUGGUGUCAACAGAACGAUCGAGCGGGGCCUGACGUUCCUCCAGCUCUGGGCUCAAGCUAACGGCGUCGAGCUGACGCGAAUAGCGACCGUUAACGUUGACGGAAACUUGUCCCGAAUCGCGACGGUCAACGUUGACGGAGACGGACACUUGUCAUCCCCGUCAACGACCGCAUUUUUCGCAGUACCUUUUACAGACCCGAGCCCUAACAUCAAGUGGAAAGACAUCUUCCCCGAAUGGAUUGACGAAUCUCGGAAAUCUUCUUGCCCGGAGAUCCCGGAACCAGCCUGGUUCGCAGACGAUUUCCGUCAAGCCGGCGUUGGCAACGACCAGAGAGAUAUUACUGCUGCGGAGCACUCAUCGUCUCCCUCGUUAGUGGCACGCUCGUUAUUGGGGUCGUUCGACGGCGUGGUGGCCUCGUUGCCGUGCGAGCAGCCAGCGGAUUCGUGGGCCAGAGACGUCAGGUGGCACCACCUCAUGCUCACUAUUGGCCGCCUGGUUACCAAGUCCACGUCAGCAAAGACGCCGGUGCUACUGUUCACCGAGUGCCGCCCGCCACCGAACCUCUUCCGCUGCCGCGAUCUGGUGAUGCACGAAGGGCCAAUCUGGCUCUACCACGUGGCACCCGACGCCAUGCGGGAGCGUCUGCAGCCAAUCGGAUCGUGCCAGCUGGCGCACCCAGCAACCCUGGCGAAAGGGGAGGUGGCGGAAGGGGAGAUUGCGGAAGUGAAAAUACAGGAGGCGCGAGUGGCGAGAGUUGCGCGGGUGGCAUACGCGUCGGUGCUGCAUACGACAGAGGACUACGUGUGCGGCGCGAUUGUACUCGCUAGGAGCUUGAAGAAAAGCGGGACUAAAGCGGAUCUGGUGCUGCUGGUGUCGCGAGAGAUCAGCGCCAAGAGCCGCAGGGGGCUGAAGAAGGCCGGAUGGCGGCUCAAGGAGAUCGAGCGGAUCAGGAACCCGCACGCCGUUCCCAAGACCUACAACGAGUGGAACUACAGCAAGCUGCGCCUGUGGCAGAUGGAGGAGUACGACAAGGUCGUCUUCGUCGACUCGGACAUCCUCGUCUUAAAGAACCUCGACUUCCUCUUCGGCUACCCCGAGCUCUCGGCCCGUGGCAACGCGCGGCACCUGUUCAACUCAGGCGUCAUGGUCCUAGAACCCUCCAACUGCACCUUCAAUCUCUUCAUGUCGCAUGUUACCACGUUAACCUCCUGUAACGGCGGCGACCAGGGGUUCUUGAACAAUGUUUUCGCGUGGUGGCACCGGCUGCCCGAGACGGUCAGCAUGCUGAAAUAUGCUUGGCACGGGGGCGGGAAGAAUAAGACCGAGCAGCGAGAGCAAAUGGACCGGGUAUUUUCAGCUGACCCGCCGAGGGUGCACGCGAUCCACUACCUGGGGAGGAAGCCGUGGCAGUGCUACCGGGAGUUUGACUGCACGUGGCUGUACCCGUGGGACCACCAGUAUGUGAGCGACGCUGCGCACGCGCGCUGGUGGAAGGUGCAUGACCAGAUGCGGGCGUCCCUGCAGGAGUACUGCUGGCUGCCCAACAGGUGGAAGGCGGAGAUGGAGUACAGAAGACGAGUGCUCAAGAAGGAGAAGGCUCCUGCUGCUUUCUGGAAUUUCACAGUCGCGGAUCCGAGGAGGGACCUGUGUGUGAAGGGGCAGACGACGUGCAACUGGCGGGGGUACCUCAAGCACUGGAAGAAACGAUGAGGGCAUGGGGUUAAUAUGCAUGGGUGUUAUGGGCAUAGGCCCUAGGUGUAAUGGGCAUGGGGCCUAGGAGCCAUGGGCGUAUGGCCCAGGUAUAAUGGGCGUAGGCGCCUUAAACACACACGGGACCCGUGGAGGGCCAGGCGACGUGCAACUGGCGGGGGUACCUCAAGCACUAGAAGGAACGAUGAGGGCAUGGGUGGGUGGGUGGGUGGGUGUGGUCGUGCAUAUGUACAUGGGCCUACUUUACAGGCUCGAUGCAGACAUAGUUUGUACAUGGUCUGCAAGCAAGCUCUAAUUGGCAAGGACUCUAGGUCGCAUAGGAAAGGCAGUUUUGCAGUGUAGAGUGUACAGUGUAGUUUGUGUCUCAUGCACCUGUUAUGGUAGCUCUGAUACAUGUGCUGCCAGCAUACUGUAAGUGUA